Molecule: messenger RNA, 2897 nt
Organism: Toxotes jaculatrix (banded archerfish)
Lineage: Eukaryota; Metazoa; Chordata; Actinopteri; Toxotidae
Gene: slc60a2b
Product: major facilitator superfamily domain containing 4B
Exons: 4
Coding region: 271-2157 (628 amino acids)
Source: RefSeq, a predicted model, not a curated record
CCUCCAUCAGCCAUACAUUCGCUGUUGACAUAUGGAGGGGUAUCACAGGUGCUGCAGUGGCGGUCCGCUGUCAUCCUCUCAACCGGCUCGCUGUUUUAAAGAUGACUGACUUCAUUUUAACGUUUUAGCCCCGUGAAAACCUUCGAACGGGAAGCACCGAAACGGGAGGAGGCCGAUUAAAGCGGUAUCUGUUUUGCGCCGGUGUUUACACGGCCGUAAAAACAGGGUCUGACGCCGCAGCAUCGUCGUAGUAACCACCUGACACAAGGUAUGUCCGCCGCACGCGACACCGUCGUGAAAAAGAAGCACGUUCGAUUUGCCAGCAUGGAGGAGGACGACGAUAACGACGACCAGGAGGAGGACACCCUGUUUGACAAGAGGAAGGACACCGGUCGCGGGCUAAAGAGUGCGCUAAAGGCGGUCAAGAGGACCACCAAACCGGGAUGCGACGAGCGGGUGGAAGUGGUCGGCGGAGGAAGGGGCGGAUAUGGAACGUGCGGCCGCUGGAUUAUCACCCUCGCGCUCUGUGCAUCUUUCCUGGGCUUGGGGAUGAGCAUCUCAGUUCUCGGCCCCACGUUCGAGGACCUGGCUGUGAACGUGAACAAGAACAUCAGCAACAUCUCCUACAUCUUCGUCGGCCGCUCUGCGGGAUACAUCGGAGGAUCCCUGAUAGGCGGCAUUCUCUUCGACUGCAUGAACCCCCACCUCCUGCUCGGUUUUUCGAUGCUGGUCACAGCAUUUGGAAUGUGUGCUAUCCCUUUCUGUAAGCAGGCUCUGCUUCUCACCGGGCUCAUGUCCAGCAUUGGGAUGUCUAUGGGUGUUCUGGAUACAGGUGGUAACGUGCUCAUACUGAACACAUGGGGUGAGCAGGCGGGCCCUCACAUGCAGGCACUGCAUUUCAGCUUCGCGGCUGGGGCCUUCGCGUCACCCAUCAUCGCCAAGCUCCUGUUUGGACCUGAUGGGAACGGCAGCACGGGAACCGCACCCACCAACUCCACGCCUCCUGCCACCGCAGAGCCAGUCACCAAAGCCCCGGACAUUCACACGAUGAUCCGUUAUGUCCACAGCAGGACCAGCACCCUCAAGUCCAUGUGGGCCUACAUUGUGAUUGGUUCCUUUGUCUUUCUCAUCUCCUUCGUCUUCUUCGUCCUCUACACUCGCAGCAGCACGUCACGCGACAAAGCUCGCGCGUCCUCCGGAAAGCCUCUGGUGGCCAAACAUCACGUGGCUCUCAUCAUCCUGCUCUUCUUCUUCUUCUUUGCCUAUGUAGGCGCUGAGGUGGCAUACGGCUCCUUCAUUUUCACCUUUGCCAAGGACUACGCACACAUGCAUCAGUCCCAGGCUGCCGGGCUGAACUCUCUGUUCUGGGCAGCGUUUGCCGCCUGUCGGGGGUUGGCCAUCUUCUUUGCGGCCUGCGUGUACCCGGCCACCCUGAUCCUGCUCAGCCUGGUGGGCUCCACUGUCGCCUCUCUGCUGCUCUGCCUCUUCAGCAAGGAGAGGGCGGCUUUGUGGCUUUGCACUGGUCUCUAUGGAGCAUCCAUGGCCACCACCUUCCCCAGCGGGAUCUCCUGGGUGGAGCAGUACACCACAGUGACGGCAAACAUGGCGGCCGUCUUCGUGGUGGGUGCAGCGCUGGGUGAGAUGGUGCUGCCUGCCCUUGUGGGCCUCCUGAUGGGGAAGUUCCAGGAUCACCCGGUGCUCAUGUACCUGUCGCUCAUCACGGCUACCUUCACCUCCAUCCUCUUCCCCGUCAUGUACAAACUGGCCUCCGCCCCCAACAGCCAGAGCAGGAAGCCCCGCGCCAGGGGCCGACCCGAAGCUGACGACAGCGAAUUCCGCCAGGCGCUGCUGGACUCAGGAGCCAAUGACGAAGAGGAGGAGGAGGAGGAGGAGGAGGAGCUGGACAACGAGGCUGAUCAGUGGAACGACGCAGACUUUGAAGUCAUUGAGAUGGAUGACACAGCAAGUCUGGUUAGUUCACCCAGUAAGGCUUCCUCUCCCCCUGAUGUCACCGGUCUGACAGGAAGCUCUGCUGUUGCUAUCUCCCAGGUGACGGAGCCUCCAGGUGGAGCCUCUUUCUCAGACACCAUCUCUCCGGUUGGAGACUCCCCCAGACGCAAACUGCUGCUCUCUCUCGACAGAGAGAAGAGGGACUGAACCCCACCCCACCCCCUCCCCCACCGCCCUCCCCUCCUGUGACUCCCAAGUGCUGUUGAUCUCCCACGUAACACUAGAAGAGCCAUGCCUCAGCGCGUCUGUUCCCACCUGUUGUUCGGAACCUGAAAUCCUGAAUCAUGCAGCUUAAAAAAAAAAUUGUGGUUUGCACAAAGAUUCAUCAGCAGCUUCUGAAGCUUUCAGAUGCCUGCUGAAUGACGGAGGUUUGAACUCUACACAAGAUUGUUUUAACUCAAAAGGAUUCUGUGUCGGCUCUGCUUCCCUCCACCGCGAGGUCAAAGUCAGGUAGAACAGAAGCCUUAGGAAUUCAGUGCCUUGCUUAAGGACGCAUUAAGCAGAGUGAAUGAGGUGAACCGGGGGAUGCUCGCCCUCUUCAUCAUCAUCAUCAUCACCACCACACCAUCCUGCUGCCAAACACUCCUGUUUUAAAAUGGAAUUUAAUUUUGCACUGUUGCAGUGAAUGUGUGUGGCGACAGUAGUUGUGUAAGAUUUGAAUGAAGUAAGUUUUCUGUUGCACUUUUGUAAAGUUCCGAUUUUUUGACUUUGAGGUUUGUUUUUGUUGUGUGCUGUAAUGUGUCAUGUGACUUGUGGUUCUUUAAAUCACGUGUUGUGAUUUUUUUUUUUUAAGUUAAAAAAAAAAAAAAAAAACCAUAAAUCAGUGAAAGGUGUUUAAAUACAUUGACUUUUUAUUAUAUCAAUCUCAAACCUCCACCCACAGCAAU